CUCAUGAUCAUUAUCUGGAGGUCACGUUUCUGCUUCUGUUAGCACAAACCAUCAUCAUCAUCAUCAUGGCCACAUCAUGAUGUUUGUUUUUGUGCUACGUCACACAGUCAAAACUGAUGCGGUGGCGCCACCUUGCGGCGGGGAGCGGCCGCUGUGGCCGGCACCGACACCCAAUCAGUGUCAGUCCAACAUGGCAACCAGGUGGGGGAUCUGCAGCGCGGGGAAGAUCAGCCACGACUUCACGGUGGCGCUGAAAACUCUUCCUCCCGGGGACCACCAGGUUGUGGCUGUGGCAGCUCGCAAGUUAGAGAAUGCACAGGAGUUUGCCAAGAAGCACAGCAUCCCCCGAGCAUAUGGGGGCUACGAGGAGCUGGCCAAAGAUCCGGACAUAGAUGUGGUGUACAUCGGAGUUAUCCAUCCAUACCACCUGAGCACCUGUCUGCUCUUUAUGAACGCCAAGAAGAACGUGCUGUGUGAGAAGCCGCUGGCCAUGAACACCAAGGAGGUCAAGCAGAUCCUGGCCUCUGCCAAGAAGAAUGACGUCUUCUUCAUGGAGGCCGUCUGGACCCGAUUCUUCCCGGCCUCGGUGGAGAUCAGGCGGCUGCUGGCCCAGGGGGAGAUAGGCGAGGUGAAGAUGGUGAGAUCGGAGUUUGGCGUGCCGUUGCAUCACGUGCCGAGAGCAGUUCAGAAGGAGCUGGGUGGAGGAACAAUGCUAGAUCUCGGCAUCUACUGCCUGCAGCUCACGUGCAUGGUGUACAAUGGAGAGAAGCCAGAGAGCAUCCAGGCCACCGGGACCUGCCUGGACACAGGAGUGGAUGACACUGACGUUGUCACUCUGAAGUUCUCCAACAACAGGAUGGCAGUGUUUAUCUCUUCUUCUGAUAUUGAGCUGCCCAACGAUGCAGUUAUUGUGGGCACAAAGGGCACCAUCAGGAUCCCUGAGCACAUGUGGUGCCCCACGACACUGGUGGUUAAUGGGAAGGAGACCAAGUACCCAGUUCCAGAACCAUAUCUGCCUCUCAACUUCAUCAACAGCACAGGGAUGCGCUACGAGGCAGAGGAGGUUCGACAGUGUUUGCUCAAAGGGCUGAAGGAGAGCGCAGUUAUGUCCCACGCCGACUCUCUGCUGCUGGCUGAGGUGGAGGACGAGGUCCGCAGGCAGAUGGGGGUGGUGUACAGCCAGGACAGCCAGUGAAUCACUGAGUCACAUUCCCUUGUUGUGAGGAGCACAUUCAUGGUGGAGAAUAAAUCAUCAUUUGUGUUCAAACUGCA
Molecule: messenger RNA, 1272 nt
Organism: Acanthopagrus latus (yellowfin seabream)
Lineage: Eukaryota; Metazoa; Chordata; Actinopteri; Spariformes; Sparidae
Product: trans-1,2-dihydrobenzene-1,2-diol dehydrogenase-like
Exons: 7
Coding region: 77-1195 (372 amino acids)
Molecular function (GO): nucleotide binding
Source: RefSeq, a predicted model, not a curated record